Messenger RNA from Cynoglossus semilaevis (tongue sole), 3525 nucleotides. RefSeq names its product glycoprotein M6Aa (gene gpm6aa). Gene Ontology annotation, cellular component: filopodium; neuronal cell body; axonal growth cone. Gene Ontology annotation, biological process: neuron projection development. The record is from RefSeq and is a predicted model, not a curated record. The transcript is spliced from 7 exons. NCBI's taxonomy places the organism in Eukaryota, Metazoa, Chordata, Actinopteri, Pleuronectiformes, Cynoglossidae. Bases 356 to 1192 code for a protein of 278 amino acids.
GAUGAAUACCCCUGCAGCGCACAUGGGCUUUUCUGCCAAACACAGAGACCACCCUUGGUUUCAAUCAGCCCCUCUGACUCCCUGCUCUUCUACCUCCUUCUGCUCCACCAGGGACUGGGGAGGUUUUUCUGCACUUGCCGCGGCAGCUUGCAGUGAGCAGCAACACAAAGACUGAGUGAUCCUCUGCAUCCACGUCACUCUGACAGAAAACACAACUGACAGCCUUUAGAGGAAACAUCUAGACCAAGUGGACAAGUGAUAUUUAGAGAAAGGACAAACAGGAGUGCCCUGUGGACUUCCAACUCAAAAUAGAAAAGGUAAUAUCGUUUGUAAACCACAAACAACAUCAGCAAGAAUGGAAGAGGACAUGGAUGAGGGGCAGACCCAGAAAGGAUGCCUUGAAUGCUGUAUCAAAUGCCUUGGUGGAAUCCCAUACCCUUCCCUUAUAGCCACAAUCCUGCUGUAUGCAGGCGUGGCUCUGUUUUGUGGAUGUGGACACGAGGCUUUGUCCGGCACUGUGAACAUUCUCCAGAAUUACUUUGACGUGAUGCGGAGCCCUGUGGAUGCGCUGGAUGUGUUUACAAUGAUCGAUAUCAUUAAAUACGUGAUCUACGGCAUUGCUUCUGCUUUCUUCGUCUAUGGCAUCCUGCUGAUGGUGGAGGGCUUCUUCACCAGUGGAGCAAUUAAAGACCUGUAUGGAGACUUCAAGAUCACCACUUGUGGACGCUGCGUUAGUGCUUGGUUCAUCAUGCUGACGUACAUCUUCAUGCUGGCUUGGCUUGGAGUGACAGCAUUCACUUCUGUCCCUGUCUUUAUCUACUUUAACAUCUGGAACAUCUGCCAAAAUGCUACCACAAUGGAGGACGCCACACUCUGCCUGGACCCACGCCAGUACGGCAUCGUACCUCUGGCUGAGGAGAAAACAGUGUGUGCUCAGUCUGAGAAAUUCUAUAAAAUGUGUAAAUCGGAUGAGUUGGACAUGACAUUCCACCUGUUCAUAUGUGCCCUGGCUGGAGCUGGAGCUGCUGUCAUUGCUAUGAUUCACUAUCUCAUGGUGCUGUCAGCCAACUGGGCCUAUGUGAAGGAUGCCUGCCGGAUGCAAAAGUAUGAAGACAUCAAGUCCAAGGAGGAGCAGGAGCUCCACGACAUCCACUCCACUCGUUCUAAGGAGCGUCUCAACGCCUACACAUAAAGAGCAGUGUGAGGCCUGGGCUCUGCAGCUCCAGCCCAACUCCCUCUCCCUCUCUCUGUCUCUCUGUCUCUCUCUCUCUCCCUCUCCCUCUCUCUCUCCCUCUCUCUACUAUCAUGGUGCCCGGGAGCCCUCAUUGUCACAGAAGUUACUGGUGCGUCAUAUGACAACAAUGUGGUCUGGGAAGGAGACGUCAACUUAAUCCUCCCCAGUCACAAACAGCAUUUCAAAUCACUACAGCCCCUUUACCUCUCACAGUCAUUGUUACAGUUGAAAUGUUAUUAAUAUUAUUACUAAACAAGACUUGUUAAGCACUGCAUAGUAGUUUUUGUGUAGUUUGUAGAAUCAGACAGCAGUAGAAGUAUUUUUUCUCCUUUUCUAUUUUUAUUUUCUGCAUAUGUUUUGACUUUCUUUGCAUUUUUUUUCCAAUGCUAGUGUCAAUUUUCUUUUGUGCAUUAUUUAUUUUUAAAACAUUUCCAAGGGGUCAAUAGGGGCUUUAAUAAGGUUUUCAAGCACAUUCCUCAUGUCUGGUGUGUGUGUGUGUUUGUGUGUGUGUAUGUGUGUGAGGUAAUGUGGAGAUUUCUUCCUUAAGAACUAUGUACAGUACAUAAAAAAAAUUAAAAUCUCACAAAACAAACGAACAACUACAAGCGUAUUGAAUUUACAUAUAAUCAUAAAAACAUAUUUUGAUUGGAAACUUAAUAUUGUUUUUCAAAAAUGUAUUUAUUUUUUUGUAAAUUGUGAAAUAAUGUUUGCCAAAAUAUUUUGGUUCUAUUUUCUUUUCCGAAUGAACCAGAACUUUCUUUUGUUAAAUUUGAUGAAGGCUCUGUUUUUGUGUAAUUGAGUGUGACUGGAGACUGAUGGAAUAAAAUGAAAAAUAAAAUGAAAUACCAUUAAGGGGGAAAAGAAUAGUGCUUAAUAUCACACUAUUUCUGUUUACUCUGGUAAAUAAAAUACACUACUGUAGUGUAAAUAACGUAUUUGUUAUAACAGCUACUCCAGGGAUAAAAAUCUGUUUCAAUUUUUUUCAUUUCAAUUUUUUCAUUUCACCCCAGACAGUAGCAAAUCGAUACAAACACCAAAUCAUUUUAGGAUAUUAAAUAAUUGCUUGAUGUGCCAAGCCUGUUAAACAGGGAAACAAUGGCUUUAUCAAAGAUCAAAUAUGGGAUUUUUCAGUUUAACUUAUUUCUUAUAUCCGUUUUAUGAUAUCCUUACCAUUUAAUGUGUUAGGGCUGGCAAUAAUUACUUUGUCUUUCAUAUCAUAAGACAGACAAAAAAGCACAUGGGAACACAACCACUUUUUAAAUUUCUUAAAAUAUAAACUUUAUAAAUACUAACACUACUGUCCUGUCAGAACUCUUUACUGUAAAUACUGAUAUAUCAUUAUGUAACUGCAGUAUAGGUUAGGCACUGGCAUUCACGGACAGGUUAGAGGAAGAGAAGAAAAGAAGAAGUGAGUGAGUGGUACUGUGCAAAAAGCCAAACAGACUUUAGAUGUGUUACUCUAGAGGCGUUGUGUUGAUCAUUCUUCAAGAGAAAGAAAAAAAAAGUGGAAAAACUUCUUCUUCUCCCCAGUCAUCCUCUUGCAAGUGUUUAUUAAUUUUAUAAAAAGUUUGUCUUACAGUGAUUUUGAUUUUGACGGUAUUUCUUGCCUGUACAUCUUGUUCCCAUUUUACUAAUUGAGGAAAAACAGACGUGUUGGUCGUUUGGUCUGGCAAAGUUGAAUUCCAGAAGCUAAAAGCUUCCAUGCACUUAUUUGACAAUUUCUGUGCUUGCUCUAUCACUCUCUCUCUCUCUCUCUCUCUCACUGUAAAUGUUUUGGACAUUGGUGUUCAACUAAAAGUUGGAUUACUGUAAUGUUAGUAAAGACUGUGAACUUAGAUGUUUUUUCGUGGCAUGGACAUGCAUUAAUAGUCUUAUUGACUUAUGAUAAUAUGACUUUAAUUUCUGUUUUUUCUUUUGUUAGACAUUUACGACUGUCUUGCUGGAUCAACCUUUGUUCAUAUGUGCAGCACUGAAUCUUUCCAAGCUUUUUGCUCCUAAUAAUAGAGACUGUAGUCUUUGGGUUAUGUCUAUUUAGUAUGUAAUGAGCUCUCAACCAUGUUGUGAUACUAACACCGACAUUACUGACCUUAUGACAUGAUUUAAGAAAAACGCGCUAAGCUUCUUCCUCGUUCUAGUCUUUUGUACUUUCACUACCGAGUUGCUUAGUAGCAGACUCCAAAUGAAAUGUUUUUGUACAGUCAUGUGCCAACAGCUCACAGUGGCUUUUUUGACCUGUAUGAAUUAAAUCUGCUUGCAUAAAUAAACUCACCUGUGUACUUGUUGAUGAAUUG